Messenger RNA from Grammomys surdaster, 4309 nucleotides. RefSeq names its product DENN domain containing 1A (gene Dennd1a). Gene Ontology annotation, molecular function: phosphatidylinositol phosphate binding; guanyl-nucleotide exchange factor activity. Gene Ontology annotation, biological process: endocytic recycling; endocytosis. The record is from RefSeq and is a predicted model, not a curated record. NCBI's taxonomy places the organism in Eukaryota, Metazoa, Chordata, Mammalia, Rodentia, Muridae. Bases 60 to 3296 code for a protein of 1078 amino acids. The transcript is spliced from 24 exons. Gene Ontology annotation, cellular component: clathrin-coated vesicle; cytosol.
CGGGCAGCGCAGUGCAGCGCCGAGCGGGGCCCGCGGGUCCAUGAGGAGGCCCCGGGACCAUGGGCUCCAGGAUCAAGCAAAACCCAGAGACUACGUUUGAAGUAUAUGUGGAAGUGGCGUAUCCUAGGACAGGUGGCACUCUUUCAGAUCCUGAGGUGCAGAGGCAAUUCCCGGAGGACUACAGUGACCAGGAAGUUCUACAGACUUUGACCAAGUUUUGUUUUCCCUUCUAUGUGGACAGCCUCACAGUUAGCCAAGUUGGCCAGAACUUCACAUUUGUGCUUACUGACAUUGACAGCAAACAGAGAUUCGGGUUCUGCCGCUUAUCUUCAGGAGCCAAGAGCUGCUUCUGUAUCUUAAGCUACCUUCCCUGGUUCGAGGUAUUUUAUAAACUCCUUAACAUCUUGGCAGAUUACACGACAAAACAACAGGAAAGCCAGUGGAAUGAACUUCUUGAAACUCUGCACAGACUUCCCAUUCCUGACCCUGGAGUGUCUGUUCACCUCAGCGUGCAUUCUUACUUCACUGUGCCUGAUAGCAGAGAGCUUCCCAGCAUACCUGAGAAUAGAAAUCUGACAGAAUAUUUUGUGGCUGUGGAUGUGAACAACAUGUUGCACCUGUACGCCAGCAUGCUGUAUGAACGCCGGAUCCUCAUCAUCUGCAGCAAGCUCAGUACCUUGACAGCCUGCAUCCACGGCUCGGCUGCCAUGCUCUACCCCAUGUACUGGCAGCACGUGUACAUCCCUGUGCUGCCCCCACAUCUGCUGGACUACUGCUGUGCUCCCAUGCCCUACCUCAUAGGAAUCCAUUUAAGUUUAAUGGAGAAGGUGAGAAACAUGGCCCUAGAUGAUGUUGUGAUCUUGAACGUGGACACCAACACCCUGGAAACUCCUUUUGAUGACCUCCAGAGCCUCCCAAAUGAUGUGAUCUCCUCCCUGAAGAACAGGCUAAAGAAGGUCUCCACAACCACAGGCGAUGGGGUGGCCAGAGCCUUCCUCAAGGCCCAGGCUGCUUUCUUUGGCAGUUACCGGAAUGCACUGAAAAUUGAGCCAGAAGAACCCAUCACCUUCAGUGAGGAAGCCUUCGUGUCCCACUACCGCUCUGGAGCCAUGAGACAGUUCCUACAGAAUGCCACACAGUUGCAGCUCUUCAAACAGUUUAUCGAUGGCCGACUAGACCUUCUCAAUUCCGGUGAAGGUUUCAGCGAUGUCUUUGAGGAGGAGAUCAACAUGGGAGAGUAUGCUGGCAGCGAUAAACUGUACCAUCAGUGGCUGUCUACAGUCCGGAAAGGAAGUGGAGCGAUUCUGAAUACUGUAAAAACAAAAGCUAACCCAGCCAUGAAGACUGUCUACAAGUUUGCAAAAGAUCAUGCAAAAAUGGGAAUAAAAGAGGUGAAAAACCGCUUGAAGCAAAAGGACAUCACUGAGAAUGGCUGUGCGUCCUCUGCAGAAGAUCCACUGCCAAAGACCAUGCCAUCUCCACAGGCAGAGGCCAAGGACCCCAAACUUCGAGAAGACCGGAGACCAAUCACAGUCCACUUUGGGCAGCAACAAAGACUCCAUCCCACUCGGCCACCGCCUCCCAAGAUCCAGCGCUCAAGGCCCGUACGACCGCCUCGUCCACACGUUGCCAAGAGACCCAAGAGCAACAUGACUUUGGAAGGCCGGAGGACGUCUGUCUCAAGCCCUGAGCACUUGGUAAAGCCCUUGCGACACUAUGCUGUCUUCCUCUCUGAAGACUCCUCUGAUGAGGAAUGCCGACGGGAAGAGGCCCCCAGCACUGGCUUCACUGAAAGCCUUUUCUUCUCUGCUCCCUUUGAAUGGCCACAGCCAUACCGGACAUUGAAAGAAUCAGACAGUGCAGAAGGUGAUGAGACCGAGAGUCCAGAGCAGCUAGUUCGGGAACCCUGGGGACCUAGCCCUGCUCCACCUGACCGAGCUGCCAGCAUUGACCUUCUAGAAGAUGUCUUCAGCAGCCUAGAUGUGGAGGCACCACUGCAGCCACUGGGCCAGGCCAAGAGCCUAGAGGAUCUCCGGGCCCCCAAAGACUUUCGGGAACAGCCAGGGAGCUUUGAUUACCAGAGGCUGGACCUGUGCAGAAGUGAGAGGGGCCUCAGCACGGUGGCAGCUCUGAAGCUUGCUCAUCCGUACAGUAAGCUCUGGAGUCUGGGUCAGGACGAUAUGGCCAUCCCCAGCAAGCUCUCCAUGACCUCCCCUGAGAAGCCUUCAGCUCUGCUUGGUACUUCCCCAGCCCUGCCUCUCAGACCCCAGAACCAGGAGGGCAUCCUGAGACCCAGCAUCAAGGAGGAGACUCCCAUCCCAACUCCCGGCAGCAUCACCAUUCCCAGGCCACAAGGCAGAAAGACCCCUGAGCUGGGCAUCGUGCCUCCACCACCCACUGCCCGGCCAGCCAAGCUCCAGGCUGCUGGUGGCCCACUUGGUGACUUCUCCUCAGAGCCGCUACAGAUGGACCGGGAAAGACAAGCUGCUCUGAGCCCAGGCCUCUUGUCAGGGCUGCUCCCCAGAGCUGUCUCCCAAGGCCCCCCAGAACUUCUGCAGCCACCCAGCCCAGCCCCAGGAGCUGCAGGCACAGGCAGUGACGCCCUGCUUGCUCUCCUGGACCCACUUAAUACAGCCUGGACAGGCCACACCAUCCCAUCCCAUCCUGCUACCCCUAGUGUAGCCACCCCAUUCACCCCCCAGCUCAGCUUCCCCCCAACGGUGACACCCACUCCUUUUGCACAGACACCACUUAAUCCCUUUGUCCCAUCUGUGCCAGUAGUACCACCCACCAUGCCCCUGAGCUCUACACCAGCCAGGCCUUUUGGGACCCCUCCAGCAUCCCUGGGGCCAGCAUACACACCUAGCAUUCUAUUGUCUGGUUCUAGCUUCUAUGCCCCUCACAGAUCUCAGCCCAACCUCUCUGCUCUCUCCAUGCCCAACCUCUUUGGCCAGAUCCCAGUGGGUGCCCACACUAGUCCCCUGCAGCCACUUGGCCCCCCAGCGGUUGCUCCCUCCAGGAUCCGAACAUUGCCUCUGGCCCGCUCAAGUGCCAGGGCUGCUGAGGCCAAGCAGGGGUUGGCCCUGAGACCUGGUGAAUCCCCACUGCUGCCUCCCAGACCACCCCAGAGUCUCCAGCCAACCCUGCAGCCCCCUGCUUCUGCACAGGUCAGAGACCCCUUUGAGGAUUUGCUACGAAAAACCAAGCAAGAUGUGAGCCCAAGCCCAGCCCCGGCCCUGGCCCCAGCCCCCACCUCCGUGGAGCAGCUCCGCAGGCAAUGGGAGACCUUCGAGUGAGCAGGCCUUAUGCCACUGUCCAGUACAGUGCCUCCCCAGUGUCCUGUUUCUGACCAGGUUUCACUGGGGCAAAAGGACUCUCUCUGCCCCCUCUCCUCCACAGCCCAUCUCUGAGGCCUGGCCCUGGGAAUGGUACCAUCCCAGAAGAGCUGUCUGCCACCACCGUCAGCACUGACCCUGUGUGGGCUUUGCACUAUAUGUCAACUGGGCCAGCCAUAUCUUACCACCUUCCUCCUGCGGCCCAAGAGGAGUCAAGAAGCUCAAGGCUGCUCUCAAGCCCAGCUCUCCUCCUUUGCUGGGCCCUACCCCACAGGGCAGAUGUCAGUAACACCCUGUGUAAGCACAUCUUUGGGGGACACAGGUGUUUGGGGGGCUGAAGCGAGGACCACCCCUGAGCUGGCAUGUCUCCCUGGUGGUCAUCUCCAAACCUCUCUAGCAAUAUACUCUUCUGAGUCUUCACCUAAGCACCAAACUGGAGUUGUUCCUGAAGGCCUGGGGUCUAGAGACCUAAUGGUCAGCAAACCCUGCCCAGCCAGCCCUUCUAGAGGUUGGGAACACCAGCAACUCUAUAAAAGAACCCCCAAAUCUGAGUCUUGGGAGCUGCCCUCAGCUCUCUGCCACCCUCAUACCUCUGGGCUUUCAUGUCAAUCAAAGCUCAGGCUCUGCCUCCUGCCACUUGACCCAGAUUCCAACUCAAAGGACAAGCUUCCUGCCACAGACAAAGGGGGAGGCACAGCUAUUUGACCUCCUGGGUCGGGAUCAGGUAGGGCCCGAGAGUCCCCUGUGGAGUGAAUACAUGUGGCCUCUAAGCCUGGGGCAAGUGGGGGCCUGGAAGCCAGCCCUCCCCACUGUCUCCAGCUUCACGCCAGUGCAGAAAUUCCUGAGCCCAAGUCACCAAAGUUAUAAUGAAAUGUUUUGUUAUUGUUUCUUUGAUCUUGCUUUUCCUUUUUACCUUAUUGAUUUGAUGAAUCUUGAAAAUUGAUUCCUUUCAAUAAACCAAGGUAAAACACAGA